AUGCCCGUCUCAGAAAUCGACGACAUCUUCGCAACAAAGGGCAAGGCAAAAGCUACUCCCUCUGCACUCGCCUCUACCUCUACGGCUACCGUAGAGAAAAAGAAGAAGAAAAAGGAUAAAAAGCGCAAGCGCGACGUUGACGCCGAGCCCGCUUCCAUUCCUCCUGCCGACGACCCCCCGACUAAGGCGAAAAAGGCGCGCACGGCGCCUGUACCCGAAACAGUCGUCGACACUUCCUCGUCACUGCUUGCUGCUCCUUCUGCCGUCGCUCCUGCCAAGAAGAAAUCAAAAACUUCCGGAACGCUGUUGAAGGCCGCUGCAGCGAAAUCUUCUGGUAGCAAGAAGAGUAAAGACGCCGACGAUGAGGAGGCGCGAUUCAAGGACUCGCGCGGCACUGGUCCCCGACGAAAGACUGAAGAGGGCUUCUUGAUCUUCAAGGAAGAUGAGCUCGGCAUAGACGUCGAGGCCGGAGACACGCCGCUGUGUCCCUUCGAUUGCCAGUGUUGUUUCUAA
Messenger RNA from Peniophora sp. CBMAI 1063, 513 nucleotides. The record is from the annotation of a GenBank genome assembly. Lineage: Eukaryota; Fungi; Basidiomycota; Agaricomycetes; Russulales; Peniophoraceae.